AAUUAUUAAUGCAUUAAUAUCAGCAGCAGCAGAUCUCCCAAUUUCGAAGUCCAUCGGAAGGAAAGCCGACUUCUGUUUCACCGCGAAGCUUCAUAUACAACCAAAGAGAUGGUAGAUAUGAAGUUUUUGGGAAUUGAUUUUGGCUGUGCGGUGGGAUCGCUUAGCAAAGGUGAAUUUCCUGAAAAAGAUUGUGUGCUUCCAUUGAUAUCUAAGCUUUUGGGCUACUGCAUCGUUGCUGCUUCCACUACAGUCAAACUCCCGCAGAUACUAAGAAUUUUGAAACACAGUAGUGUCAGAGGGCUUAGUGUUGUAGCCUUUGAGCUUGAGGUAGUUGGCUAUACCAUUGCUUUGGCAUAUUGCCUUCACAAAGGUCUUCCUUUUUCAGCAUAUGGGGAGCUAGCAUUCCUUUUGAUUCAAGCCAUUAUUCUUGUGGCAAUUAUCUACUAUUUCUCUCAACCACUGGGAAUGAAAACAUGGAUUAGAGCUUUAAUAUAUUGUGCAAUAGCACCAACAAUCUUGGCUGGACAAAUUGAUCCCCUUCUAUUUGAAGCUUUAUAUGCUUCUCAGCAUGCAAUUUUCUUCUUUGCAAGGAUUCCACAGAUCUGGGAAAACUUCAAGAACAAAAGCACCGGGGAGCUUAGCUUUUUGACAUCACUCAUGAAUUUUGGAGGCUCCAUGGUCCGAGUUUUCACCAGCAUCCAGGAAAAGGCACCAUUCAGCGUGGUGAUGGGGUCUGUAAUCGGCAUUGCGACCAACGGUGCUAUCUUAAGUCAAAUUGUCACAUACCAACAGCGCGCCGCAAAGAAGGAAAAGAAAACCGAUUAGAGAAGUCGGAUGAGUCGACCUGCUACUAGACUUAUGUGUUGAAAACAUAGAAUCUUGACAGAUAACAGCAAAUUUAUGUUCUUUUGUAUUGGGAACACUGACUACUUAUUUAAAUCUACACACCAUACUCUCUCUUCAGGUAA
Molecule: messenger RNA, 968 nt
Organism: Andrographis paniculata
Lineage: Eukaryota; Viridiplantae; Streptophyta; Magnoliopsida; Lamiales; Acanthaceae
Product: mannose-P-dolichol utilization defect 1 protein homolog 2
Exons: 8
Coding region: 109-825 (238 amino acids)
Source: RefSeq, a predicted model, not a curated record